AUGUCUGGAGGUGUCGAUUCUUCUGUAACUGCAAAAAUCCUGGCAGAAAAGAAUUAUGACCUAUCGGCUGUUUUUAUGCGGAACUGGGAUACCCGAGACGAGUCUGGCUCUGACCAUGGUUGUGAGUGGGAAAAGGACUGGGAGGACGUACAACGGGUAUGCGCGCUGCUAGACAUACCUUGCCGUUUGGUUGAUUUAUCUCGAGAAUACUGGACACGCGUCUUUGAGCCGUCUCUCAGAACAUGGGAGAUGGGUGCCACACCAAAUCCUGACGUCUGGUGUAAUAAGGAAGUGAAAUUUGGCGCACUGAUUGAUAAUCUUACUCAGGAUCCCGCCUCGUCCAACCCCCCAUGGCUUGCCACAGGUCACUAUGCCCGUAAAGAUUGGAUGCCUUUCGACUCUACCUCACAUUGUCGCCCAAGGUUGCUUCGUGCUCACGAUCUCACUAAGGAUCAAACAUAUUAUUUAUCAUCAAUAUCUGAAGCUGCACUUCUUCAUUCGCUCUUUCCUCUCGGGGAUCUAACGAAGAAAAGUGUCAGAGAGCUAGCACUCAAAUGGAAGUUGCCAACAGCAGCUAGAGAGGAGAGCAUGGGUAUUUGUUUCGUUGGAGAGAAGCGUAAAUUCCACGAGUUCAUAUCGCAAUACAUCCCACCAAAUCCCGGUCCUAUCGUUGAUUUGAACACUGGAGCAGAACUUGGAACUCAUCAAGGUCUGUGGACAUAUACUAUUGGCCAAGGUGCGAAAAUCUGUGGUUUGCCGGAGAAGAUGUUCGUCGCACAAAAGGACGUUGAGAAGAACACGGUUCAUGUUGUUCCUGGGACAGACCACCCAGCACUGUACUGCAGCUCCCUUCUAGUCCAGAAUUGGGCAUGGAUCUGGGCAGAUAGUAUUCCGCAAGCUCUUCGAGAUGGGGCUGGUCUGAAGGCACGUAUGAAAUUUCGACACGUCAUGCCUGACAUUGGAUGUACUGUUCAUCUAUACAGAGAGGGGGGCGGUCACCUCCGUAUAAUAUUCGACGAGCCGCAGAAAGCGAUCUCCCCUGGCCAGAGUGCCACUGUCUGGCUUGAUGACUGGUGCUUAGGAUGCGGUAUCAUCCACAGCACUGCGUAA
Molecule: messenger RNA, 1110 nt
Organism: Serpula lacrymans var. lacrymans S7.9
Lineage: Eukaryota; Fungi; Basidiomycota; Agaricomycetes; Boletales; Serpulaceae
Exons: 7
Coding region: 1-1110 (369 amino acids)
Biological process (GO): tRNA wobble position uridine thiolation
Cellular component (GO): mitochondrion
Molecular function (GO): sulfurtransferase activity
Source: RefSeq, a predicted model, not a curated record